Messenger RNA from Ectocarpus sp. CCAP 1310/34, 2474 nucleotides. The record is from the annotation of a GenBank genome assembly. Lineage: Eukaryota; Phaeophyceae; Ectocarpales; Ectocarpaceae.
CUUGUGAGAGGGUCGAAAGAGAAAGGAGACGAGGGGGGACGAGGGAUAGACCAGACGGGGUGAGGCUUGUUGACAGUUUUCUCCCAGCCGUCCGGAGAUAUGAGCGAAAGAGGACUGCUGGCUAAGGCGGGGUCGGCCAUAUCGGCGUUCUUCGUGGUGCCCCUGGUGGCCACUCUCCUGUUUUGCUGGACCGUGGUGGGUUUCCUGUGCUCCCUCAAGGAAUGCGGCGUUUUCGUUUACGUUUCGGUUCUCGUGGUGACGGCGGGCUUGAUCGACACCAGGAUGGGGCAGGACGACUACGCGUUUGACUCGAGCUUGUUGGACCCUCUGGCCGUCCUGGUGGCGGCUUACCUCUGUUACCGGGUCCUCCUGCGGCACCACGACACCAAUGCCUCCCUCGCGGGCAGCCGGAGGCUCGCCUCCAUCCCCGUGGCUACGGCGGUGGCCGCUUUUCUGUCGGUGAAGAUCGUUGCUGUCGCCAGAAAUGAGGCUCAAGACCGACAGGGAUGGAAGCUGGCGUGGCUGUGGCUCGCCCUGGUGUCGUCGGCGUUUGUGUACGCGUCCAUGGCCCGUUGGUGGACCGACGCCUCCAUGCCGAGGCUGCAGGAGGCGGAAGCGGCCCUGCUGAAGAAGUACGCCCAGGUGGAGUUCGAGCAGUCAGUGGUAGCCGGCCUGGGCACCGUUUGCGUGAAGGGUUUCCACCAGUCCUUCGAGGCCGGCGUUCCGCCGAGCGGGGAGGCAGCCCCAGAGAAACCUGUGUUGGUUCUGCUGCACGGCUAUGCGGCGGGAAACGGGUUCUGGAUGUUCGUGCUGAAGGAGCUCUCGUCGCAUUUUCGGGUGGUUUGCGUGGAGAUGUACGGGUGCGGCCGCUCGGAGCGUCUCCCGUUCAAGGCAAAGGGCCCCGCGGAAACGGAAAAGAUUUUGGUGGAGUCGCUGGAAAAGUGGCGGGCAGAGAUGGGGAUAACGGAGAUGGUGCUCUGCGGCCACUCUCUGGGGGGGAUGAUGGCUUCCGCUUACGCGAUGUCCCAUCCUUACAGGUUGCGAAAACUCUUUCUGCUGUCUCCUGCUGGAAUUGGGGGCGUUCCUAUGGACGGGGACACCGGAAAGGACCGCCUUGUGUACAAGAUUUAUUCGUUUUUUUGGACCCGCGGGGUUGGGUUCCUUUUCUUGCUCCGCUGGGCAGGGCCGUUGGGGAUGAGAGCGGCCAAGAUUGUAGUCGCUAGGAGGUUGUCGUGGGUGCCAGAGGCCGCCAAGAUUAGGGAAGUUGACUCCGAUCUGCUAGGGGAGUACGUCUAUCAGCUGCUAGCACUUCCGGCCUCGGGAGAGAAAAUUAUCUUCCCCCUCCUCGACCCCAUGCUGCACGCCUACCGGCCCGUCCUAGAAACCCUGAAGGGUGGUGGUGGCGGUGCCAGUGAAUCUGCUACCGCUAGCGCUACCAGCAGCAGUCAUGGCGGUGGAGGUCGUGUACAACGGGGGGAAGGGGCUCCGCGGAGCGCGGCGGAGGAGGAGGGGAGGGGGAUCUCGUGCCCCGUGUCGAUAAUUUACGGUUCACCGGACCACGACUGGAUGCCCCACCGGCAUGGUAUUGCGCUUGCGGAAAGCUUGACGAGACAGGGAGUGACGGCGAAGGUCUACUCCGUGCCGGAAGCAGGCCACACGCUGAUCAUCGACAACCCCGAGGACUUCACGCGAAUAUUCUUAGAGGCCUAUUUUGACGCCGGGGUAUAGCUUACCCCCCAGGAACUAGUGUAGCCAGUCAGACGGAGGGCAGCAGGGACAGACGAUCACAGUGGGUUGAAUGUUCUCUCGUCGAUGAAGCACCAAGGUGACAUGUUGAUCUCAUGAGACGUUUGUUGAGAGGCAGAGGGUCCCAGUGUGAAUCGUGACCCUGCCACUCGUUGUCAUGAGUGACGUGCAUCCCUCUUGUGGCGGCUUGAAGGCGAUCUGCGUGACAUGCGGCAGCGGUGCCAUUCCGCUUCACUGCCGCUGCGGUUCACUGGCGCAACAUCAUGCUGGAGUGAUUGGUACAGUCUAGCAGGUGUUCUCUGUGAUAUCGCACGCGAUUUUGGCUACAUCGCUCGCGUUUGUUGUGUCCUUUCCUGGGCUUCCAUGUAUAUAGUACAUUGAAAGCGGUAGUUCGAACUAUUAAUUGGGUACCUUCAUGCCGCGCACACGGCAGUCCCGUUGAAGAAGUCGGCAGUCUUCAAGGGUCAGCCGUCCAGUGCAGUCGAAGUUAUUCUAUGCGUAUGAAGCACUCAAAAACACAUUUCCACUUGGGGCGAUUGAUGACUUGCUUGCUUAACCCUCCUAGUACUGGAAGCCUGUUUGGGGACGAUUUGAGGACACCUAGGACACCUAGGACACAGCACUCACAGGCCUGUUUUCCGCACUGUAGAUAACCUCGGCUCCGCUGUAUGCAACGUACGUGAGAACCCUUGGUCUAUCAUGCUCGGCUGAGGUGGUACGCUGUAUGA